GUUACACAGGGCACCAUGGAAGAAGCAGGUGUGAGGUGCCAGCUGCUGGAGCUGAAGAAAGAGCUCAAGUGUUGGGAGGCAAUGUUCCAGAGGAAACAUGGAAGAAAACCAAACAAAGAGGAUGUGACCAAAGCCCUGCUGAAAUAAAGGAUACCUACAGACAGUACCAGAGAUUGAAAUCUGGAGGACAGAAAGUUGAAAUAUCAGGGAACCCAGAGGAUGACACCAAUGGAAUUAGUACAGCACAUAUAACUGGUGAGACUGCCACUGCAGAUGAAGUGUUUGGGUGCCAUCUGAACAAGAAGAAAGAAGUGAAGGAAGCGGGUGCUGAUGGAGAGGGGAGAGAGAGGGAGAGGAAAGGGCAAAAUGUGGAAGCUUCGUAAGUGGACCAAGAAUGGCGGGUACAAGACGGUCGUGGGUGCGACAGCUUCAAGUCCCCUGGAGACUAAUGACCAGGGAAAACAUCUCCCUGAAGAGAGAGAUGUAGCAGAAAUGGAAGACAUUUCGGCUCCAAAAACAGCCCAGAAGUCCAUUGAUGUUGAUGCUGAGUUGAACAAACUGUCGCAGAAGAUCAACAUGAAGAUAUCCCAAUCGCCACAGAAGAAACCUCAGAGUACGGAGACCGAAAAGUAUGCUGUCAUGCAGCACCACGGACAAGGUGCUGCUGCCACCAGACCCAGAAUGGGCUACAAUCUCUCCAGCCACUGGCUGCAGAGAUGCAAGCCUGACCUCGGCUCCCCGACUGAUACUGUCCCGUCCACAGAGAGAGUUUCACUGGGUGACAGUGACCUGUGUGAUGAUGGAAGACAAUGCAAAGAACGAGAAAGUGAAGAAAAACAUUCAGAAGGCUGUAGUGAUGACAACAGGAAAGCACAGGAGAAGAAGAAGGGAAAGAACAAGAGACUGAAGAAGAGACUGGAGAGGAAGAAAGAAGACGAAGAAGAGGAUGACAAUGAUGGAUGGGAUGGGAGGCUGCAGGGAUCAAGCAGUACACUCAUCUUUGACCCAGCCACAAGACAUGGCGACUGUACACCACUUGCCAACCACGUCAGCAAAGGCUUAAAUAGUCUUCCCAGUCCACCACCCGUUCCUCUUACUCUCACUGCUGCACCAACACCCACUCCAAAGCCAGUAACAGACACAAUCCCAACCAAACCAGUGGGAGACAGCUCUAAAUCUCUGUCGUGUCUGCCUCACUCUUCCAGCCUAUCUCCUCCUCCCAGCAGCAGAUACAGUAGUGGUCUGAGACUCUUGGAAAAGGUUUCUACUGCCACUGCUAUACCAACACCCAUUCCCAAAUCAGUAACUCUAACCAAGCCAUUGGAUGAUGUCUCUAAUUCUGCAUCAAAUCUGCCCCACUCUUCCAGCCUAUCCCCUCUGCCAAGCACUGGUCUGAGUCUCUUGGAAAAUGUUUCUGCUCCCACCGCCACACCGAAAAGUACUGCAAAGCCUGAAACAGUCACAAAACCAGUGGAAGACAGCUCUAAACCUCUGUCAAGUCCUCAUCACUCUGUCCCUCCACCCUCCACCAGCAGCAGCAGUAGUACUCUCGGACUAUUGGAAAAGAAGGAGAGCUAUGUAUCUGUGUCUGCCUCACUGGGGCCAAAGACCUGGCAGUCCAGAAACCGCAGCAACUGGAGAUUGCUCGAUGCUACCUGUAGUGGAGGUGAACCAACAAUUCUACAGAAAGAGAGUGGUAUAGGACACAAGACAAAAGUGGCUCCAGUGUUCACAUCCAGUGCCGUGAGCGAUAACUUUGUCCGCCUCAACCUCAAAGUCAAACGCUUCAGUCGCAAACCAGGCAGUGUUAUCAGUGGGUCUGCCUACAAGAGGAAGAUGUGGAAAAAGUCACAGAGAGGCAGUUACGGAGGAGGAGGAGGAGGAGGUGGUGGUGGAAGGGGAGGAGGAAGCAAUGCUUGUUUCAAAUGUGGUAAGCCGGGCCACUGGGCAAAGAACUGCACUGAGGGAGUUGGUUCAAAGAACUUGGGCUGUUUCGCUGGUGAGAAGGUCCAGUUCUCUGAGACAGUGGAGGAGGUAGCAGAGCUGGAUAGAGAAGGUCUCCAUCGACUGGCUAAGGAGAGUCCUUUCCCCAGUACAAGAGAGGCGGCUGUGAUGGCACGGGGAGUGAGUCUGGCUCAGAGCAGGGUGGAGAAGGGGCCAGAGAGGACCAGUGGUGGUGGGGAGGCUGAGUGUUUCCAGCCUCUUCCUCCGUGCAGGGUCUCAUCCCCCACUCCUCCUGCUCCGAUGGAACCUCUCUUCCCUCCCAACCAACCCUCAGAGGUGGAGAGAGAGAUGAUAGUUGCACUGAGAAAACUUGGUCACCAGUCUUUUCGUCCCGGCCAGGCUGACGCCAUAUCCAGGAUCCUAUCAGGGGUGUCUACGCUUCUGGUGCAGCCGACUGGGUCGGGCAAGUCUCUCUGCUACCAGCUGCCAGCCUACCUCUACUGCCAGAGGUCCUCUUGCAUCACUCUUGUCAUCUCACCCCUCGUCUCUCUCAUGGAAGACCAGGGGGCGUGUCUCCACACGAACCAGACGCAGGCCCAGAGGCAGAGGAUCACGGGUGACGUGGCGGAGGGCCGGGUCGACGUUCUACUGCUGUCCCCCGAGGCCCUCGUGUCUGGAGCCUUCUGGAGUGGCUGGGCCCGUGGGACUCUCUCCAGACUCCCGCCAGUGGCCUUUGCCUGCAUCGACGAGGCUCACUGUGUCUCGGAGUGGAGCCACAACUUCAGGCCGUCCUACCUCAGAGUUCACAAGGUACUGAGGGAGAGACUGGGAGUCCAGUGUGUCCUUGGUCUCACGGCAACAGCCACCAGGACCACGGCCCUCUCGGUGGCCUCUCACCUCAACGUGUCCCCUGAGAACAUCCUCCCUGGCUCCACCAUCCCCAGCAACCUCCACGUCACCGCCUCCUGUGACGACAACAGAGACGACGCUCUCCAGCAGCUGUUGCAGAGCUCAAGAAUGAGAGACUGUCAGUCCAUCAUCAUCUACUGCACCAGACAAAUGGAGACGGAGAGGGUCGCUCAACUCCUGAGAACGUCUCUCCAGUUCUUCCCGACUCACCGCGACGGAGACCAGGACACAGAUAAUGACAGGGAGGUCCCCACUGACGAGGACGGGGGACGUCAAAGACGGGUAGUCAGGGAGGAAAGAAGCAAGAAGGCCAGGUUGGAGUGGUCGGUGGAGAGCUACCACGCGGGGAUGUCGGAAGGCGAGCGGAAGAGAAUCCAGUUGGCGUUCAUGACGGGGAGACUGAGGAUGGUGGUGGCCACGGUGGCAUUUGGGAUGGGGCUGAACAAGUCAGACGUCAGGGCCAUCAUCCACUACAACGUUCCCAAGAGUUUCGAGUCCUACGUCCAAGAGAUUGGGAGAGCCGGUAGAGAUGGGGAGCCAGCCUACUGCCACGUGUUCAUUGACAAACAGGGAAAGGAUUUGUGCGAACUUCGUCGACAUGCCUACAGCAACACAGUCGACCCGUACUCGGUGAAGCGGCUGGUCACGAAGGUGUUUCUCUCCUGUCACUGCAAGCCAGCUGCGGCAGCUGACUCUGACGGAGACAGUGGCGGCCCUCUGCAGCCACUCUCUGCCCCCGACCGAUGCUGUCCCGGUCACGAAGUCUCAGUCCCAAUAGAGGGCAUGGUUCAGACACUGGAUGUGAAAGAGGAGUGUAUUCAGACCCUGCUGUGCUACCUGGAGCUCCAGGGCUGGCUGGAGAUGAAGGGGACAGUCAAGGAUCUCUGUAGUCUCAAGUGCUACGGUGGACCUCGACAGCUGAGGGCUCUGGCUCAGAAGGUGCCUGCAGUAGCUGCCGCGUCUGCCAGAAUACGGGAAACAGGGACCUGCCUGGACAUGCAGAGCUCCAUCAGCUUCUCGUGCAUCGAGGUGGCCAGUUCCAUGGGCUGGGAGUCGCACAUCCUCCGCAGCGAGCUACGCGACCUCCAGUUCAACGAUCGCGGGACCGGAUCCUCUUCCUCCUCCUCAAAAAACAACUCUGGUAGCUCCAUUCUGGUGGAGUUCAGUGAUCCUUCGUUUCACCUGGUGUCCCCCGGUGAUCUGAGCCCCGAGCAGCUAGACUACGUCUGUGACCAUCUCCAGAGCAGAGUGAAGGCACAGGAAACACUGCAAGUGGACAAACUCCACCUGCUCUACAGCGUACUACGCUCGGUCGCCUUCCGCGACAUUUACGAGUACUUUGCAGACGACGAGACGACCUCGUCUGCACAGGGGCGCCUCAUGGGACUCGUCAAUGACUAUUUUGAAGACAUUUUAGACUGUGCAACGGCCCCAGAGAGAGGCAUAAGCGUAUUGAAACUUCCGUCUGAGGUCCCGGCUGAAUUAGAAGCGGAGAUCUCGCGUGAUGUCUACAGUCUGAUGUCAAUUCACUCGGAGAGGAACUUUUCCGGCCGAACUAUUGCUAGGAUCUUUCACGGCAUCGCUAGUCCGUGUUUCCCGGCGCAGGUGUGGGCCAAACAGCAGCGGUUCUGGAGGCGACACCUCUCAGUGGACUUCAACACCUUGUGCAGGAUUGCCACCAAAGUCACCCUCCAGAUCCUGCAUACAUAGCUAGUACAUCAAGGCCAUCCUUGUAAUGGUCAAAAUCUGCAUCUGUGUAUAUACACAUGUAUAUAACUACGAAAUUUUAACGUGUCCCACGUACAGUGGGAUACUGGUGCACCAUUUUCACAGCAGCGGCGUUGAACUAUUACAACCUGUC
Geodia barretti is the source of this 4714-nucleotide messenger RNA. Lineage: Eukaryota; Metazoa; Porifera; Demospongiae; Tetractinellida; Geodiidae. The record is from the annotation of a GenBank genome assembly.